Molecule: messenger RNA, 1942 nt
Organism: Lindgomyces ingoldianus
Lineage: Eukaryota; Fungi; Ascomycota; Dothideomycetes; Pleosporales; Lindgomycetaceae
Product: alcohol oxidase
Exons: 3
Coding region: 1-1821 (606 amino acids)
Biological process (GO): secondary metabolite biosynthetic process
Molecular function (GO): oxidoreductase activity, acting on CH-OH group of donors; flavin adenine dinucleotide binding
Source: RefSeq, a predicted model, not a curated record
AUGGUUGAGUUCAUUGCAGUUAUUGCUGCGUUAGUCGCAGCCCUCAUACAACCCUCUUCAGCUGGCCCUCUACUGCCUAGAUCUGGACAGCUGGGAACUCUAGAAAAUGCGACAUUUGAUUAUGUAGUGAUCGGCGGCGGGACGGCAGGAUUGACAAUCGCUGCCCGUCUUGCAAAAUUCGCAUCGGUGGCUGUGAUCGAGGCCGGCGGCUACUAUGAAGUAGACUAUGGAAAUGCUAGUGUUGUUCCUUUGCUGUCGUUGACUGGUCUUGAUGUUAUUGACCCAUCCACGAGUUUUCCACAUCGGCCUGAGAUAGAUUGGGAGUUGGUGACAAUUCCUCAAACCAAUGCCGCGAAUCGGGUGCUCCAUUAUGCACAAGGCAAAACUCUAGGCGGCUCCUCCGCAAUCAAUACCAUGUCCUAUAUUCGUUCCACGAAGAGCGCAUACCAGCGCUGGGCAGAUCUAGUUGGGGACGGUAGCUACACGUUCUCCAACCUACUUCCGUAUUUCAAGAAAUCUGUUCAUUUGACACCACCAAAUCUUGCGAAGCGCAACGCAGCCAACGCAACACCCGAGUACGAUCCAGAUUCAUUCGGUAUUGGUAGUCCAUUGGAAGUUUCCUGGAACAACUGGGUCGAUCCAACGCUCACGUGGCUUGCGAAAUGCCUACAAGCCGUCGGACUUACUAUCAACCCAAAGGGAUUUAGCAGCGGCGAAUUGAAUGGAGGUUCAUGGCUGCCGUCCACGAUUGAUCCAACUCACGCUACAAGAGACUCAUCUCAAACUAGCUUCUUGGACGAAGCUAUGCCGGGUACGCAAAUCAAGGUAUACUCCCAUAGCAUGGCUACCAAGAUCCUCUUCGAUGGCAGCAAGGCGAAGGGUGUUAGCGUGUCUACCAACGGGACCUUGUAUACCUUAUCGGUUAACAAGGAAGUCAUUGUGUCCGGAGGAGUAUUCCACUCCCCACAGAUUUUGAUGGUCUCAGGUGUUGGCCCAAAGGCGGUUCUGCAAGCUCAAAAUAUCCCAGUUGUCGCAGAUCUCCCAGGCGUGGGGCAAAAUCUGCAAGAUCCAAUCUCUAUUAAUGUCGCCAACUUCGUUAAUACCCCCAAUGCUCAGUCCAUCGUAGCGAACCUGGCUACCGAGCCCGAAGCCCUCCGCCAGUAUCGUGAAGAGGCCGCUGGUCCAUACAGCUCUGCGGCGGGAUACAUCUCCUACGAACGACUCCCGACGGAGCUUCGAGCGACUCUUUCUAAUGCUACUCAAGCCGCGUUAGCUGCCUACCCUUCUGAUUGGCCCGAGCUGCAAUAUAUUGUCGGUACUUUCCUUUCGUCAAAUGGGAGCUCAAUGGGCGCAAUUAGCGCAACCAUCACCACCACCUUCUCCCGCGGAAGUGUAACGAUAGCCAGCGCUAGCAUUACAGACGCUCCUGUGAUCAAUCUUGGGUGGUUCAGCAAUUCAGCUGAUGGCGAAGUUCUCAUUGCAGGAGUGAAGCGAGUGCGUCAAGCAUGGUCAUCGGAACCUGCGCAGUCAAUCCGUUUAGGUCCUGAAUUCAUUCCAGGAGUUGACGUCGACACUGAUGCCAAGAUUUUAGAUUUCUUGAAGAACAAUGUGAAUAUGAUUUGGCAUGCGAGCUCAACUUGUGCGAUGGGAAAGAUAGGAGAUAAGAUGGCAGUGGUGGAUUCGAAAGCAAAAGUAUUCGGCGUACAAGGGCUACGAGUGGUGGAUAUUUCGAUAUUUCCUUUUUCUCCACCGGGUCAUCCUCAAGCUUCGGUUUUCAUGAUAGCUGAGAAGAUAGCAGAUGACAUCGAGAACGGAAGAUGAGGUGCUUUUCCCUCGCGACGACUCACAAUUGAGGGUUUCGAGGAUCUGCGGCAUACAAUUCACCCGGAUGACAAGCUUCCCUAAUUGUUCCUUGACACAGAACAAGCCUCAAACUAAGCAC